AUGGAUGUGGAGAAAGCUUACGACAACGUUCCACGUGACAUCCUGUUCACACGCCUGGAGAUACUGGGAAUGCCGAAAGAGCUGUUGGCGACAGUCAGACGCCUAUAUGCCGGCAAUAGCGUCAUUGCAUACUUCGCCAAUGUAGAGAGUCGGCCGUCAGGCCUGAGGUUCCGUCUGAAGUAUAGCACAAGUGGAAUCGACGAAAAUAGACGGCUGCCUGGCUUGACGUUUGCGGAUGAUGUGGUCCUAAUAGUGGAGACCAAAGUGGACCUGCAGGCUCUUCUGGACACCUGUGCCGCAGAGAUGACUGAGCUGGGACUACGCUUCAACGCCAAGAAAACCAAGGUUGUACCAUUCGCGGGCAACAGGGCUGAGGCGGCAGACCUCAAGCUAGGAGGUGAGAGCAUCGCCACUGACACUGCCUAG
Rhipicephalus microplus (southern cattle tick) is the source of this 426-nucleotide messenger RNA. RefSeq lists its product as uncharacterized. NCBI's taxonomy places the organism in Eukaryota, Metazoa, Arthropoda, Arachnida, Ixodida, Ixodidae. The record is from RefSeq and is a predicted model, not a curated record.